CCUUGUAGAAAAAUACUACAAUUUUCUGCUCCCAGCAGCACCAGACUAGCUCAGAUAGCCAAUUUUCCAAAAACCCUCUCAUAUACAUAUACAUAUACAAACAUACAUACAUAUAUAUAUAUAUAUAUAUAUUAACCUUCACUAACAAAAAAUGGCUGUUGCGGCAAUGAGACCUGUCGCCGGACUCCUACUAGCUCUUAAUUUCUGCAUGUAUGUCAUAAUCUUGGGCAUUGGUGGCUGGUCUUUGAAUAGAGCCAUUGAUCAUGGUUUCAUCAUUGGUGCCGGAUUUGACUUACCAGCACACUUUUCACCUAUAUACUUCCCCAUGGGAAAUGCAGCCACUGGAUUUCUUGUGCUGUUUUCCUUGAUUGCUGGCGUUGUAGGAGUAGCAUCUGUCAUAACUGGAGCAAACCAUCUUCGUUUCUGGGACAUUGAUAGCUUGCCCGCUGCUGCUUCUGCUGCCACAAUUGCCUGGAGUCUAACUCUUCUGGCCAUGGGCCUUGCUUGUAAAGAGAUUGAACUACGCAUCAGGAUUGCCCGUCUGAGAACUAUGGAAGCAUUCUUGAUCAUUCUCUCAGCCACCCAACUCUUGUACAUUGCUGCCAUUCAUGCUGCGUCAACAAGAAGACGAGUCUAAUCAAAGCCCCUGUUCCAGUGUGUGAUCUGCGUGUUUUGGUGUUUGAAUUUUUAUUUUUUUUUGGAAAAUUUUUUAAUCAAUUUGUUUGUACAAAUUUAGCCUCAA
This is a messenger RNA of Coffea arabica (coffee), 742 nucleotides long. RefSeq names its product membrane protein PM19L-like. Lineage: Eukaryota; Viridiplantae; Streptophyta; Magnoliopsida; Gentianales; Rubiaceae. The record is from RefSeq and is a predicted model, not a curated record.